GUUUACUUCUUCGCACAUGUGCACGUUGUUGUGAGUUCAAUGAGAAUUCAACAAGUUUGCUUGCCAAAGUUUUCAAUGUUGAUGGGAGUCCCAAGUUAGACCAGAAGAUGUUAUCAUCUAUGUGAUUAUCAAUCCUGAAUAUUUUCAACUGCCAAUUCAGUAGUUGACAAGAUGAAGAGGAAACAAGACAAGCCUGAGAUGGGAAAGGAUCCUCCCAACUUGAAGAGAUUCCGUGCCAGCAUUACAGCAUUUAAUGCCAAAUAUGCCUCAGAAGACACUACAGAUCCAACUCCAGUAGAAAGUAAAGACAAACCUAAGAUGAAUCGCAAGCAGAAGAGAAAAGAGGGGAGAAAGCUGAAGAAGGCGAAGAGGAAUGCAUUCUGCAGUCAUGCUCCAAUCCCAAAAACUAUACAGGAUUUGCACCCUGCACCAGUUAAGAAGGAAAAGAAGGUGAAGACCCCUGAAGAGCAAAAAGCACUAAACAAGAGAAAGAAAGAAAAACAAAAGGCAAAGAAAAGGGAAAAGGAGGAAGAGUCUAACAAGGAAAAAGAAUUGAAGAAACAAGCAAUGGCAAUAGCAAACAAGAGAGAAGACAAACUCAUCAAACAGCUUGAGAAGAGCAUGAAAAUGAACAAGAGGAAGAAGAAAAAGGCUCCAGGAGAAAGCACCCCACUGCCAAAAGCAUUUACAGAUGAUGGCCUAGACUAUCUUUUAGAUGCCGUUGAUUCAAACAAACUAAAAGCUAUCUAUGAUGAGGAGGGGGAGUCCGACCUUGACCUUGGGCUUGAUAGUGGCUCAGAUCAAGAGGGUUCUGAGGAGGAAUCGGAUGAUUCAGAUUUGUAUGAAGAGUCGCCUCUAGAACCAUCUGAUUCUAGCAAAGACGAGGAAGCUGCGGAUUUCUUGCAAAUAAUCCGAGCAAAGGACAAAGGUGCAAUAAAACAGGUCAAGUUCCUGAAAGAGCCAGUAGAGGGCAGUGAUGGUGGUGACGUAGAGAAGAAGUCGAAAAAGAAGGAAAAAUCAGUAAAAUUUGCAUUGGAAGACGGUGGUAAUGUUGCUUAUGGUGAAUUUAGUGGGAACAAACUUGGGCAGAAUACCUUGACUAAUAUCGAUGUUGGGACUAACGUUCUAAAGGGUAAGAAGAAAAAGAGUGGUAAAUCAGUUGGAAUUUUAAUAGAGGGAGAAGGAGUUAGUGAUAGUGACAAUACUGGUGUUUCUAAAUUGAAAAUGGUUAAGAAAGGUCAAAAAGUAGUCCCUGAGUCUGACUCUGAGGAAGAAAUACGUUUAGACUCUGGUGAUGAUAAGGGGUCUGAUGAAGAAGAGCGAGAGGAAGAUUCUGGGGAGGAAUUUGAGGAUGAGGAGUCUGGGUCGGUACAGUUAGAUUCUGAAGCAUCAGAUGAAGAGGAAGAAACAAAACCAAAACUGAAAGAGGAUAUUUAUGGACGACUGAGGGAUGCUGAAGGGAAUGUUUAUAAAGAGUCUGAGGUUGGCAGAGGUGGUGGUGGAGCAUACGUACCUCCUGCAAAGAGAUUGGCAAUGGCGCAGGGGUCAGAAAAGAAGAAGAUCGAGUUGGAGAGAUUGAAGAAACAGUUGAAAGGACUUAUGAACAGAGUGAGCGAGUCCAAUAUGCAGGGUAUAUGCGGCCAGAUAGGUCAGCUCUACCUCCAUCACAGCCGUGCUGACAUGAACGAGAGCCUGACGGAGAUUCUGAUGACGAACUGUAUUUCACCGGUGUUGACGCCAGAGAGACUUGGGUUGGAGUUGGCCAUGCUGGUCGCUGUGCUGCAUUCUAAUGUUGGCAUUGAAGUUGGUGCUUUCUUCCUACAGCAAUUGGCCAAUAAAUUUGAUGAGCGCUUCAAAUUGGGUGGUAACUAUGGCGACGGGAAGGAGGCAGAUAAUAUCUUGAUUAUGAUUGGUCACCUUUAUAACUUCAAGGUUGUCCAUUGCCUGCUCGUGUUCGACAUCCUCAGGAAGCUGACUGAGAGUUUUCAGGAGAAAGAUAUCGAACUGAUCAUGGGAUUAUUAAAAAAUGUUGGUUUUGGCCUGCGUAAAGACGAUCCCGCCGCCUUGAAGGAGGUCAUAGUCCAGGUUCAGACCAAAGCUAACACGGCGGAUAUGGAGCAGUUCAAAGACAAAUCUCGGGUGAAGUUCAUGCUGGAGGUGCUGCUUGCGAUACGGAACAAUAAUGUGCGGAAGAUACCUAACUAUGACCCGUCACAUCUUGAGCAUUUAAAGAAACUUCUUCGAGGAUAUAUAAAAGGUUCCGGCUCAACGACAGACUCGGAAUUAAGAAUAUCGCUCCACGAUUUGGUGAAUGCCGAGAACAAGGGUAGAUGGUGGGUGGUAGGAUCAGCGUGGACUGGCCGCGAGACAGACAGACGAGAAACAGUCUCCAGCCAAACAUCUAUUGAAUUGCCCGAAAACAUCAGUAUGGAGAUUAUGGACUUGGCUAAGAAGCAACGCAUGAACACAGAUGUCAGACGGACGAUCUUCUGUGUGCUUAUGACAAGCGAGGACUUUGUUGAUGCCUUUGAAAAGUUGUUACGACUGAGCUUAAAGCACCAGCAAGAGCGAGAAAUCAUUCACGUCAUCAUGGACUGCUGCUUGCAAGAGAAAGUAUUCAAUCCAUAUUAUGCAUACUUAGGCCAGAAGUUCUGUGAAUACGAUAGGAGAUUUCAGAUGACCAUCCAGUUCCACCUGUGGGACAAGCUGAAGACAUUACAAGGCCUAUCAAAUCACAGCAUGAGCAACCUAGCCAAGUUCCUUGUCCAUUUGUUUGCUACCAAAGCUUUGUCGAUUUCAGUGUUAAAGGUUGUUGAAUUUGGUGAAAUGGACAAAAUAAUGGUGAAGUUUUUACGCUUCAUUCUCCUUGGUUUAUUAGUCGACCACGCUGACUACACGAUUAAAGAUGUCUUCCAUCGCAUCGCUACGUUUCCAAAGUUACACGUUCUACGAGAAGGACUGAAGUUAUUUUUGCAUCAUUUCAUUCUGAAAAACAAGGAAAAGUAUCCCACGGGAGAUGUGAAUCUUGAGCAAAGGGUUAAAAUGGCAGAGGCAGCAUUGAAAUCUGGAGAGACGAAGUUGAGGAUGUGAUUGUGAUGUGAUUGGAUGAACUAGGACUCCAUCUUUUGAUCACUCUCUGUGUUUAGUUUGAACCAUUGUUUAAUGACUUUCAUGGGUGGCUAUUCAUGCUGAGUGUGUAGUUGGAUGUCAGUUGAAGAUUACAGCAGUGCUGUCUGCAGUGAGGGCAUCUAAUUCUAAGGACAUCCUUCGAAGUGGUGAAAACGAAUGUCAUGUUUCAUGAAUGGGGAGCAGGGGUCUGCCACGAAAUAUGUUUCACCAACUUGAUCACUACCAAUAUCACUUCUGACUGAAAAAUUAUGGUGCAGACAUUGUUUGCCUUAGGGAUCAUAUUUUUGUUAAAAUGUGCAGAACUUCAUAAUAAAUGAUAAA
Lineus longissimus is the source of this 3450-nucleotide messenger RNA. Its product is annotated as nucleolar MIF4G domain-containing protein 1-like. Gene Ontology annotation, molecular function: RNA binding; protein binding. The transcript is spliced from 15 exons. The record is from RefSeq and is a predicted model, not a curated record. NCBI's taxonomy places the organism in Eukaryota, Metazoa, Nemertea, Pilidiophora, Heteronemertea, Lineidae. Bases 172 to 3090 code for a protein of 972 amino acids. Gene Ontology annotation, cellular component: nucleolus. Gene Ontology annotation, biological process: ribosomal small subunit biogenesis.